This is a messenger RNA of Kluyveromyces lactis, 171 nucleotides long. It is a transcript of the gene TOM6, whose product is annotated as Tom6p. The coding region runs from base 1 to 171 and encodes 56 amino acids. The record is from RefSeq and is a predicted model, not a curated record. The transcript has a single exon. Gene Ontology annotation, biological process: protein import into mitochondrial matrix. NCBI's taxonomy places the organism in Eukaryota, Fungi, Ascomycota, Saccharomycetes, Saccharomycetales, Saccharomycetaceae. Gene Ontology annotation, cellular component: mitochondrial outer membrane translocase complex.
AUGUUUGGUAUUCCAGGUGCCCCAGCUCCUUCUGCUCCAGCUUCUGAAUCAAAAUUCGAUCAAUUCAAGCAAACUCCAGCUUUCCCAGUGUUAGUCCAUACUGCUUUGUUUGCUGCUGGUGUUGCUUUCAUUCAAUCAUCAGUCAUUGAAUUGUUGUCCCCACAACUAUAA